CCCUCGCAACUGGACUGUUCCAAAUUUCUCACCCUCCACUGCCCACUGGUAACUCCUCCCUCUCUUUCUCUCUCUCUCUCUCUCUCUCACACACACACACACACACACACAUUUACGUAUAUGAGACACUUGAAUUCUUCGAAUGUUUCCUAUAAACCCUAGCUCAAUCUUAUCCGCAUCAAAACCCCCAUUCCUCUCGCUUCCCAUUCUCUCUCUUCGUAACUACUCCACCACCACCGUCCUUUGCCGAGCCGCUGCCGAUUCUCCUGCCGGUCCCUCAUUUCCUCGCUGGUGGUUUAACUUGCCGAUUACCGUGGACGCCGCCUUUAGCAGCGGCGUCAUUGGCCAAAGCUCCGACGGUUCCCCCGCCGCUGAGAGACGAAUUGCGAAUAACAAGAAUGGUAAAAUCAAUGCAAGAGAGAAGAAGUGGUCGCGUGACCGAGAGAGCUACUUGGCUGACGAUGCUGACGCUCUUCCACUUCCAAUGACUUACCCUGACUCAUCUCCGGUGUCGGCUGAUGAGAUCGACCGGCGUCUCCGUUGUGACCCCCAAGUUGAGGAUUGUAAGGAAGUGGUGUAUGAAUGGACUGGAAAGUGUCGGAGUUGCCAAGGGACUGGAUUUGUCAGUUAUUACAAUAAAAGAGGGAAGGAAACUGUUUGCAAAUGCAUACCCUGCCUUGGAAUUGAGAUUGAAGCACUGGUUUCCAAUUCAAAAGAUUCUAGUUACGCUUACACGAUGUAGUGGCCUAUGGCAGUCUAAGUAAUCAUUCUCAAAGGGAAAAUAAGAGGCAAGAGAAAAAGUUUGAUUGUGAUGUGGCAGUAUCUGAUAGAUAUACUUCUCUGUAAAGGAUAUGUGCAGAAGAUAACGACACGCAGUAAUAUUGAUGUGAUGGAGGAUUUGGAUAAUGGGAAACCGCCUUGACACAAGUAAUUAUGGAACAUCUCUUCCAAUCCAGGAAUAUUAUU
This is a messenger RNA of Ilex paraguariensis (yerba mate), 966 nucleotides long. Lineage: Eukaryota; Viridiplantae; Streptophyta; Magnoliopsida; Aquifoliales; Aquifoliaceae. The record is from the annotation of a GenBank genome assembly.